UUAUAGUUUGCUGCACGGCCACAACAAGGAGAGAGCAAAUAUACAGACGCGGCGAAAGCAUGGAAGACAUAUAUAGCACAUCUGCAAGUGAACAUUCAGAUCUAAGGAUUGUGCUGUUGGGUAAAACCGGAUCAGGAAAGAGUUCAACAGGAAACACCAUCAUUGGCAACACUGAGUUUGAGAGUGGUAUGUCCCCUAAGUCUAUUACUAGAUGUUGUCAAAAACAUCUGACAACAGUGGAGGGCAGAAACAUCAAGGUGAUCGACACUCCAGGACUGUUUGAUACGUCCCUGAGUGAAGAACAGCUGAAAACUGAAAUAGUAAAGUGUGUCUACAUGUCUGCUCCUGGUCCUCAUGCAUUUCUGCUGGUCAUGAGACUGGACAUGAGAUACACAAAGGAGGAGAAAAACACAGUGAAAUGGAUUCAGGAGAACUUUGGAGAAGAAGCUACCCGAUACAUAAUCAUUCUGUUCACUAGAGGAGAUCAGCUGGAGGGAAACACAUUAGAUGAUUAUAUCAGUGAAGAUAAUGAUCUCAAGGCUCUUGUUAAUGAGUGUGGUGGCAGAUUUCAUUCAUUCAAUAAUAAAGACAUGGAGAACCGUUCUCAGGUCACUGAAUUGCUGGAGAAGAUUGAGAAGAUGGUGGAAGAGAAUGGAGGACAGCACUACACUAAUGAGAUGUAUAGAAAAGCCCAGAAAGAAAUCGAAUGGGAGGCUUGGAAACAAAGAGCUAAAGAUUAUGGAAAAACAGUACUAUCAGUAGGAGGAGGAGCAGUACUAGGAGGAGCAGGAGUAGCAGUAGCAGGACGAGCAGCAACGGCAGCAGUAGCAAUAGCAGGACGAGCAGCAACAGCACUAGCAGGAGCAGUAAUAGGGGGAGCAAAACUAUUGUUUAGACUGUAGCACACAGUUACUCUAAUUAAAUGACAAAAAAAAGAAAAUAAAUAUUCUUUGAUGGCUUUGUGGGCAGCACAUCACAUGACACAGUUGUGCUACUUGAGUUUGAGUCCUUGUUAGUGGUCCUUUGCCAGUUUUGUCCUUUUCUCUCCUGCUUCGCUUCCUGUCAAAUCUCUAUGCCUUCCUGUUCAAAUAAAUGGCACAAAUAUUAAUAUGCUGUUUCUAAAUGUAUAAUCAGGUUUUUGCAGGCACACGCAGAUUUAAUAGAGGGACUGAGUUGUUUGUAAAACUUUUACAAGAAUUGUAUUAAAUGUUUUAAUAAUUUAAUACAUUUGUAUUAACAUUUCUUUUUUUGUCAUUAUACUAAAGUUUAUUUGUCAUUUGUUAUAUUUCUUUUUGUUUCCUUUUCUAAUAUGCUACAACUACAACACUUGCUUAGUUCUGGUUCCUCCUUAAUGAGCUACUCAUUGACCUGUAUACACCCUCUGUUAAAUACCCAAUCACUGCGGCCAUAUACUAAUGGAUCCUGAUUUAUAAAUGCCUGCAUUGAUGCACAAUAGACUGAGAAACUAUGUUGUAGUCGGAGUUAAGAUGUGUUUUCAUAAGCAAUGUAAGGUUUUGUUUGUUUAUAUUGGAUAUCUUUGACUGUGUAAUCUCAAGUAUGGUUUAUUUUGAUUCAAUUGUUUGUGUUUCUGUUCUUGUUUAGAAAAUACAUAUUCACAUGAUAUACUUCAUGUUCAUCUUUGCGCUACCUGCUUCAGUGGAUAAAUAA
Molecule: messenger RNA, 1668 nt
Organism: Labeo rohita (rohu)
Lineage: Eukaryota; Metazoa; Chordata; Actinopteri; Cypriniformes; Cyprinidae
Product: GTPase IMAP family member 9-like
Exons: 2
Coding region: 60-902 (280 amino acids)
Molecular function (GO): GTP binding
Source: RefSeq, a predicted model, not a curated record